GGAUAAGCAUGGGUGGUGUAUGAGCAAGUUUGCGAAAUGGUUAUUCGUAUCUGAACUUGUUGUGAUAUGAAUUAAUAUGAAUCUUGAAAGUUACAAUCUCCCUGGGCACCUUCUCAAUUGUCAUCUACCCCUCAUUAAGAUGUACCUAGCCUCUUAAGAUCAUUUCAUGUUGUCAACUUUUAAGUUGAGUUAGAGAUGGUAUGCAUUAUGUUGAUUAGCAAAUCAGUCCAUAUUAUUGAGUUUGGCCCUAUUGAUGGAAGUGAAAUUAUUUCUAUUUAAACGAUUGCGUAUAAUGCCCUAGGUGGGUGAUUUGAUAGAGGUUAGGAAGUUGGGUAUAUUAUCAGAUGUGAUUGUGGUAAUGUUGCCAUCCACUUUGUUGCCUUUUGUCUUUCAAGCACUACAGGCAGGUGUACAAGACCUGCUGAUUUCAUUGGCAACUUCCCCAAUGAGUCUGUCGCUAUGCACGAGUUUUGUUUGUCAUUCAGGAAACCAUUGCCCCUAUCACCACUAAACAUUUUUGCUCCUAAAGUUCAUGCUCCAUAGGCAGUUGUAUGAAGCAUAUACUUGAUAGAACAAAGUCGAUGUCUAUAAGCAGGUGUCAAUUUAUGUGACUACAUCUAGGUUUAGAUACAAAAAAAGAGGUCAAUUCACUUUAGUAAAUCUGUUUUCACUGGGUUUGAUUGUAUGUUUUCAACCCAUUCCUGUAAUUUAAUCAGGCGAUAUGUAAUGUAAACCUUUAUGCGGCUACUGGACCUGAAUUCAUGCUUUAUGUGACUUAUGGUAUGCCUUUUUAGCUGCAUAUAAGUAUUUUCUGGAAUUUUAUUACACCUAAAUAUUGCGAUGGAAUUGCCUGGAAAUGAUGAAGGUCCCAUGCUGAUUUUUGUUUUUUCUUUGUUGUUAGAUGUUAGUGCAUUGUAUGAUGCUUGCUAUCAAGUUUUGGUAACUGAGUGGAAUGUGUUGAAGUCUGUGGGACUUGUAUCUGCAGAAGAGUCCAAGACAAGAAUGGUGGAUGGUGAUUGCAAAGGCUUUCUGGAUCAGCUGUUUGAGGUAAACUUUAACACCAAUUUUAGGCAACUGAAUUCGAAAAUACUAGUUUGCUUAUUUUGGAGGAUACUAGAGGUGUUUGUCUCAACAAUGCUGGUAGAUGUCUUGUUGGAUGAUAGUGGAAACUAGAUGUCCACAUUU
Messenger RNA from Rhododendron vialii, 1185 nucleotides. RefSeq lists its product as uncharacterized. The transcript has 3 exons. The coding region runs from base 841 to 1173 and encodes 110 amino acids. The record is from RefSeq and is a predicted model, not a curated record. Lineage: Eukaryota; Viridiplantae; Streptophyta; Magnoliopsida; Ericales; Ericaceae.